AUGGAAGAACGAAUGGAUACCGACGACUGGCCGGAUCUCUGGCAGGCUCUGGGCGUUGAAUGGCCAGUAACGGCUUCUACGCCAUAUCCACUAGUGUAUGGUAACCCUGAGGCGUGGCUGAAAACUGCCCAGGUCGAGCCAGAGCUGCUGCUCCAUCACGUGCGACGCUUUGUUUUCCCGGUUGAACUGCUGGCUAGCCUAGGGGAUCACGUUCUCGGGAUGUGGACGGCUCAGUGA
Messenger RNA from Peronospora matthiolae, 237 nucleotides. The record is from the annotation of a GenBank genome assembly. Lineage: Eukaryota; Oomycota; Peronosporomycetes; Peronosporales; Peronosporaceae.